AUGGACACGCCCGAUGAUAGCGAGCUCUUGCCUGACGACCAGAAGCUUCUGGCAUCACUGAGAAGCUUCCUGGUCCGGAAAAACGCACGAAUACGACGGCAGGCUGGCGAUUCUCGCGGCGACCUGGCCGAGCAGGUGCGCCAGCAACGGCAUGAGAUCAUUGAGUUGCGCAACAAGUGCCGCAUGCUGGAACAGAAGCUCAGGAUGUAUGAGCAGAGCAGUCCAAAACACGCCAUCCUGGUCUCCCCGAAAAAGAUCCAGCUAUCACCUCUCAAGGCACAGCAGCACUCGCCAACGUAUUCUGCGCUUUCUGGCACGGAAACCGAGGACUCGGAGUUCAACACGCCGCGAAAACUGCGACUGGUCGGCACGGCGGCUGUGCUGACGGCGAGUCCCUCGAAGAAUGGUUCGGCACUUGACGACUGCGACGAAGAAUCAAUAAAAGUGCUAAAACAGAGCAGCUCGCAGCAGCCACGCGACAAAAUUCGGCAGAUGGCCGUGGUGGACCUGACACACCAUCCGGGCCGCAAAGGUAACUGGUGGCCGGAGGAUUUCAAACCGAACCCGGAAACCAAUUUUGGACAGACCGAAGCGUUCAAAUUGCGUCGAAUCAACCCCAAGUACGCGCAUCCAGCGUUGCAGACACAGUUCAAGUACCAACAGCAGCAUUUGAAGCAGGAAGCCAUGAAAGAUUUCAAUCGGCUGGCAGGACAGGUGGAGCCGGUCACGCCUGGAGUGAAGCUGGUGUGGAGCGCUGCGGACUCUGCGUCGCUGCCGACGCCGCUCAAGACUCCCGACCAGGCGCUGAGCAACCCGAAAAUCGACCCGGUUUUCAAAUUCGAGAUCAACAAGUCCAACUACAAAAACUUCGACCUCAACCUCAACAGCAACAAAAUCAAGCUCUGGCUCGAUCUGCAAGACUCGCCGCCCGGCCACGAGCGGUCGGAGUUCCCGACGCCGUCGCAGUCGGAAGCAGACCGGCAGAAAAGCAUCAAGCGGGCCAAACUGGUGGCUCUGCAAAGAUUGUUCCAGACGGUGUUCAUGGUGCAACCAACAGACAAGUCAGGAACGUCGUACCAGCAGGUUGGCAAGUUUAUUUUCCGCAACGACGAAUGGAACGAGCUCGUGAGACGCAACGAGUUCCAAAUCGACGAGUCCAUCUUCUACAACGCCGAAUAG
Ogataea angusta is the source of this 1179-nucleotide messenger RNA. RefSeq lists its product as uncharacterized. Bases 1 to 1179 code for a protein of 392 amino acids. NCBI's taxonomy places the organism in Eukaryota, Fungi, Ascomycota, Pichiomycetes, Pichiales, Pichiaceae. The record is from RefSeq and is a predicted model, not a curated record. The transcript has a single exon.